AUGAGUAGUGAAGGUAGUGAACAACCAGAUGUUGAUAUGAAGUUAUGGAUGAAAGCCAUUGCUGAUCAACUUACUAAGCUUGGUGCACGAAUGAAUGAUUUGGAAUCACCAAGCAGACUCAAAUCUUUGAGGGGGCGGAUGUUUGAAGAAGGAGAAGAAGAGGAGCAUUCGGAUGGAAGAAGUAAUGGAAGGAGGCAAAGAGAUGAAUCAAAAAAAGAUAGUUAUUUGGGAAGUAUUAAGAUGACAAUCCCUGCAUUCCAAGGUAAAAAUGAUCCUGAAUUAUAUUUAGAGUGGGAGAGAAAGGUUGAACAUGUGUUUGAAUGUCAUAAUUAUUCCGAGGAGAAGAGGGUUAAACUAGCCAUUGUUGAGUUCCAUGAUUAUGCUAGUAUUUGGUGGGAUCAAAUUGUGACUAGUAGACGUAGAAAUGGGGAAAGGCCUAUUGGUACAUGGGAUGAGAUGAAGGCUGUCAUGAGAAAAAGGUUUGUACCCAGCCCCUACUAUAGAGAUUUGCACAGAAAAUUGCAAAGUCUAACUCAAGGCUCCAUGAGUGUGGAAGAUUACUAUAAGGAGAUGGAAAUAGCCAUGAUUAGAGCCAAUGUUGAAGAAGACCGAGAGGCAACUAUGGCUAGAUUCAUUGGAGGUUUAAAGAAGGAGAUAGCUGAUGUGGUAGAAUUGCAACAUUAUAUAGAGAUGGAGGAUUUGCUGCACAAAGCUAUUCUAGUGGAAAGGCAAUUGAAAGCUAAGAGUACUUCCAAAUUUACUACUAGUUCUUCAUGGAGAUCGAAUUGGCAAAACAACAAAUCUGUGUCAAAGCCAAGAGAAGAUGCAAAGGCCAAAAAUUCGAUUGCUGCACCUAAAGGUAAAAUGGAAACUAAUUCGCCCUCUAGAUCUCGUGAUAUCAAAUAUUUCAGGUGUCAAGGAGUUGGACAUAUUGCUUCUCAAUGUCCAAAUAAAAGAGCUAUGAUACUGCUGGAUAAUGGAGACAUAGAGAGUGUGAGCUCAAGUGAUGAUGACAUGCCACCAUUGGAGGAUUGUAGUGAUGUUGAAGUUGCUGAACCUGUUGUUGGAGAUGUGCUUGUUACUAGGCGUGCUCUCAACAUGCAACCUAAGGCGGGUGUUAAUGAGGAGCAACGUGAGCAUAUAUUUCAUACGAGAUGCCAUAUAAACGACAAGGUAUGCAGCUUAAUCAUUGAUAGUGGAAGUUGUACUAAUGUUGCUAGCACCUUGUUGGUUGAAAAAUUGAGUUUGCCCACAUUAAAGCACCCUAAUCCAUAUAGGCUUCAGUGGCUGAAUGAUUGUGGAGACAUAAGGGUGACUAAGCAAGUGUUGAUUUCAUUUUCCAUUGGUAAAUACAAGGAUGAAGUUCUUUGUGAUGUGGCACCUAUGCAUGCUGGACAUCUACUUCUUGGGCGUCCGUGGCAAUUUGAUAGAAGGGUUAUUCAUGAUGGGUACAAAAAUAGAUACACUCUUGUUAUGAACAAUCACACCAUUGUUUUAACACCUCUCCGACCAACUGAGGCCUAUGCUGAUCAAAUCAGAAUUACAAGAGAGUCCUUCCGAAAGCCAAUGAUAAAUGCACCAUAA
Phoenix dactylifera (date palm) is the source of this 1584-nucleotide messenger RNA. The record is from RefSeq and is a predicted model, not a curated record. NCBI's taxonomy places the organism in Eukaryota, Viridiplantae, Streptophyta, Magnoliopsida, Arecales, Arecaceae.